AUGCUGCACAGCAAAGGGCUGCUGCGGCGGGUGGUGGUGGACGAGUGUCAUCUCAUCUUCACGUCGAGCGACUGGCGGCCGAAGCUGGCGGAGUUGAAGAACUUGCGGCUGCUGCCGUGCCCGAUCGUGCUGCUCACAGCGACGCUUCCGCCGGUGCGGGAGGGUGAGCUAGCAACAAGCAUGCUAAUUCCGUGCGCAAUGUACAUCCGGGCAAGCACCGUACGGCUAAACACGCAGUACUACGUGUUGUGGUGCGAGCGUGGCAAGGCGUUAGAGACAGCGGUGGCGAUGUGUCGACGGCAGCAGCAGCUACUGCUUAGCAGAGGCUGGAAGGGCGUGGUGUACUGUCGCAGCAAGCAGCAGUGUGAAGAGCUAGCUGAGGUGCUGGGGUGCAGGUGCUAUCACGCCAACGUGCCCAACUUGAAGCAGUGGUUGAUAGAAGGAGGGCUGAUGACAGCAACAUCAGCGCUAGGCACAGGGGUAGACUUCCCCAGGAUCGUGUUCAUACUGCACGUGAGGAUGCCGUGGAGCAUGAUCAACUACGCGCAGGAGAGCAGGCGUGGGGGGCGAGCUGGCGAAAGGGUGGAUUCAGUGGUGUUAGUGGAGCAGGGCAAGGUUGAGUGGAUGAUGAAGCAGAAGAGCAACAACUUGGACGUGCAGGUAAUAGGCAUGUUUCUGAUUAUUAGCGGGUGUCAACAAGGGCUAAUGAGCAGCUACUUAGACAGCAAGCGGGUGGAGUGCAACAACAUGGAGACAGCUAGGUGCAACUAG
Molecule: messenger RNA, 771 nt
Organism: Didymella exigua CBS 183.55
Lineage: Eukaryota; Fungi; Ascomycota; Dothideomycetes; Pleosporales; Didymellaceae
Product: P-loop containing nucleoside triphosphate hydrolase protein
Exons: 2
Coding region: 1-771 (256 amino acids)
Biological process (GO): double-strand break repair via homologous recombination
Cellular component (GO): chromosome; cytoplasm
Molecular function (GO): 3'-5' DNA helicase activity; four-way junction helicase activity
Source: RefSeq, a predicted model, not a curated record